GUGAAGCCGGUGGAUGCGCCCGGAGAUGCGCGUCGGACGCAGCAGCCACGCAGCACGGAGAGGAUCACCUAAAGAUCGACAGAUUGCACCAAACCAGGUCAAGUUCGUUUUUGUCUUUUUUUCUUCUUCUUCCCGUGUGGGGUAGAAAUACUCCCGUGACCCGAGGGGACUAAUGAUGGCUCUAAUGGUUCACCUGAAGACAGCCGGCCACCUGCGGGGGAAAGGGGACAGAAUGGCCAAAGUUACAUUCAGAGGACUGUCCUUCUACAGCCGUGUGGCAGAGAACUGUGAGGACGUGGCCCACUUCAAUGAGAUGUUUCGGUGGCCCAUCGCCAGCAGGCUGGAUGGAAACGAGAUGCUGGAAAUCCAAGUGUACAAUUACAGCAAAGUAUUUUCCAACAGACUGGUGGGGACGUUCUGCAUGGUGCUUCAGAAGGUGGCCGAGGAGGGACACCUAGAGCUGACGGACACCCUCAUCGACGACAACAACACCUCAAUCAAGACCAGCGUUACCAUAGAGAUCAGAUACCAGUCGAUGGACGGCUCGGCGGGAGUGUGGAGCGACGGGGAGUUCCUCGACGUCCCCGAUGACCGCGACGGGAUGUUCGCCUUCGAAACAGAGAGCUUGUUGUCGGGACAGAGCCGCGGGUCGGGGACGUCUCCUGGACGGUCCUUGCAGGGAUCCAUACCGACCUUCAGGAAAGCAGGGAAGGGAGUGUUCUCAGCCAUGAAGCUCGGCAAGAUCAGGAGCUCUAGGGACGAUCACAAGAGAGGAGAUGAGCCGGCGGUCCUGGACAUGGACCUGGACCUGGACCGGAAGGCGAUGCGUCUCGCUGGAGUCGUGGACCCAGAUACCAUCUCUCUGGCCUCGGUUACCGCCGUCACCACCAACGUCUCCAAUAAGAGGUCAAAGCCAGAUAUUAAGAUGGAACCGAGCUCUGGACGCCCAGUGGACUAUCAGAUCAGCAUUACAGUGAUCGAGGCCCGACAGCUGAUAGGCCUCAACAUGGACCCCGUUGUGUGUGUGGAGAUCGGAGAUGACAAAAAAUACACGUCUAUGAAGGAGUCCACCAACUGCCCGUACUACAAUGAGUAUUUCGUCUUUGACUUCCACGUCCCUCCUGACGUCAUGUUUGAUAAGAUCAUCAAGCUUUCAGUCAUUCAUUCUAAAAAUCUUCUUCGAAGUGGGACAUUGGUGGGAACCUUCAAGAUGGAUGUAGGGACUGUUUACUCUCAGCCUGAACACCAGUUUUACCACAAAUGGGCCAUCUUGUCUGACCCUGAUGACAUCACAGCGGGGUGUAAAGGAUACGUGAAGUGUGACAUCGCCGUGGUGGGGAAGGGCGACAACAUCAAGACCCCACACAAGGCCAACGAGACCGACGAAGACGAACUAGAGGGGAACCUCCUCCUUCCAGAGGGCAUCCCAGUAGAGAGGCAGUGGGCCAGGUUUUACGUGAAGAUCUACCGCGCUGAGGGACUUCCUAAAAUGAACACCAACAUCAUGGCUAACGUGAAGAAGGCCUUCAUAGGAGAGAACCGAGACUUGGUGGACCCCUACGUCCAAGUGCAGUUUGCUGGGCAGAAAGGGAAGACUUCAGUCCAGAAGAGCAGUUAUGAACCAAUUUGGAACGAGCAGGUCGUCUUCACCGAGCUGUUCCCUCCACUCUGCAAACGCAUGAAGGUCCAGAUUCGAGACUCGGAUAAGGUCAACGAUGUUGCCAUAGGAACCCAUUUUGUUGACCUACGCAAAAUAUCAAAUGAUGGUGAUAAAGGGUUCCUGCCCACCUUGGGCCCCGCUUGGGCCAACAUGUACGGUUCCACCCGUCAGUACACUCUGAUAGACGAGCACCAGGACCUGAACGAGGGUCUCGGAGAAGGCGUGUCUUUCAGAGCCCGUCUCCUGCUCUCCGUCGCCGUGGAGAUCCUCGACACCACUUCCCCCGAGCUCAUGAGCUCCACUGAAGUGCAGGUGGAGAGCGUCUCUAACAUCUCCGAGAGCGCCACCGGGAAAAUAGAUGAGUUCUUCCUCUUUGGUUCCUUCCUGGAGGCCACCAUGAUAGAUAGGAAGAUUGGUGACAAAGCGAUCAGUUUUGAAAUCACAAUAGGUAACUACGGCAACCAGAUAGACGGUGUAAGCAAGCCUUCAUCGAGAAAGAAAAAGAAGAAAGAUAGUGAGAACGAUGAAGAGGAGGGCGAGCUCAUGCAGAACUCCAGUGACGACGAAGCGGAUGAGGACGUGGACCUGGUUUCUGUCUCCUCCACUCCUCCAAUGAAGCCCGUCAUCACGGACAGGAAUUAUUUCCAUCUUCCCUACUUUGAAAAGAAGCCGUGUGUCUACAUCAAAAGCUGGUGGCAGGACCAAAGACGACGACUUUACAACUCCAACAUGAUGGACAAGAUUGCUGACAAGCUGGAAGAGGGUUUGAAUGAUGUGCAGGAGAUCAUUAAGACGGAGAAGGCUUUUCCAGAGCGCAGACUGCGGGGUGUGCUGGAAGAGCUCAGUCUCGGCUGCAGCCGGUUUGUGACUCUGGCUAACAAGGAUGUGAACCAGGCAGGCCGGACCAAACUGGAUCGAGAGCGGCUCAAGUCGUGCAUGAGAGAGAUGGACAGCAUGGGCCAGCAGGCCAAGCAGAUCCGAACUCAGGUGAAGAAAAACAUAGUCAAAGACAAGCUGAAGCUGGUGCAGAACUUCCUGCAGAAGCUCCGUUUCCUAGCAGACGAGCCUCAGCACAGCAUCCCAGAUGUUUUCAUCUGGAUGAUGAGCAACAACAAGCGCGUGGCCUACGCCCGGGUUCCUUCCAAAGACAUCCUCUACUCCAUAGUGGACGAGGAAACGGGAAAAGACUGCGGCAAAGUCAAAGCCGUCUUCCUCAAGCUGCCUGGUAAAAAGGGGUUUGGUCCUGCAGGCUGGACAGUUCAGUCCAAGCUGGAGUUGUAUCUGUGGCUCGGCCUCAACAAACAAAGGAAGGACUUUCUCUGUGGUCUGCCUAAUGGUUUCGAAGAGAUCAAAUCUGCUAAAAUGAGCCACGGCCUUCACUCCGUGCCCCCCGUUAGCCUUGUCUACAACAUGAAGCAGGUGUUUCAGCUCAGAGCACACAUGUACCAGGCUCGCAGUCUGUUUGCUGCGGACAACAGCGGCCUGUCGGAUCCCUUCGCCCGAGUCUUCUUCUCCACACACAGCCAGGUCACCGAGAUCCUGAGCGAGACGCUUUGCCCGACGUGGGACCAGCUGCUGGUGUUUGACGAUGUGGAGCUCUUCGGAGAGGCCAGCGAGCUGAGAGAUGACCCUCCGAUCAUUGUAGUUGAAAUCUUUGACCAGGACACCGUGGGCAAGGCAGAGUUCAUAGGUCGCACGUUUGCGAAGCCCACCAUCAAGAUGUGUGACGAGCACUACGGGCCCCCGAGGUUCCCGCCCCAGCUGGAGUACUACCAGAUCUACAGAGGGAACCACGCUGCUGGGGAACUGCUGGCCGCGUUUGAGCUUCUGCAGAUCGGUCAAGGGGGGAGGGCCGACCUUCCCCCACUUGAAGGGCCGACGGACUCUGAGCGCGGACCCAUUCUGCCGGUGCCGAUGGGCAUCCGACCGAUCCUGAGUCGCUACCGCAUAGAGGUCUUGUUCUGGGGCUUAAGGGACUUGAAGAGGAUCAACCUGGCUCAGGUGGAUCGCCCUCGUGUGGACAUAGAGUGCGCAGGUCGAGGUGUGCAGUCUGUCCUCAUCCAGAACUACAAGAAAAACCCAAACUUCAGCACGCUGGUCAAAUGGUUUGAAGUGGACCUUCCAGAGAAUGAGCUCCUCCACCCUCCUCUCAACAUCCGGGUGGUGGACUGCCGGGCAUUUGGCCGUUAUAUCCUGGUUGGGUCCCACGCUGUGAGCAGCCUGAGACGUUUCAUCUACACCACCCCAGACAAGGCCUCCAACAACUGGGCCACUGCAGCUAAGCUAAUGAAUGGCUACAUGGUCCUUACCAAUGGCGGCUCCCAGCCUCGCUCCUCACCCAGCCUCUCCUCCCGCACCUUCUCUCGCCCGGCAGGUGACAUCCUCGUCAACAUGGACGCGGAGCAUCUGGUCCGAAAGAUGGACACGGUGGUCAAGUUGGACGCCACGUCUGACGCUGUUGUAAAAGUUGACAUGACCGAGGAGGAGAGUGACAGAGACAAAAAGAAGAAGAAGAAAAAGAAGAAGGGAGGAGUAGAGGAAGAAGAGGAGACCGAUGAGAGGAUGCUUGACUGGUGGUCCAAAUAUUUUGCUUCGAUAGAGACACUGAAGGAGACCCUCAGAGCCCAGGACGCCGCUCAGGCAGAGGCGGAGGAGCGCGAGGACCUGGAGAUAGCAGCAGAGGCAGCAGAUAUCACACACGACGACCUUCUUCUCAAAGGGUCCAGGGCAAAGGAAAAGAGCAGAGAGAAGAAAAGCUCCAAGGACAGGAAGAAGGCAGCGGACGCCUCUGACAGGCGACCCGUCCGAGCCAAAGUGGACGAGCUGGUGGUGUACAACAAGGAGCUGGAAAGUGAGUAUGGAAACUUUGAAGACUGGCUUCACACUUUCAACCUGUACAGAGGAAAAGCUGGGGACGACGACGAACAAGCUCUGGAUGACGACCGCAUUGUUGGCAGAUUCAAGGGAUCCCUAUGUAUGUACAAGCUACCUGUGUCCGAGGAAAUCACAAGGGAGGCAGGGUUCGAUCCUAAUAUGGGCAUGUUCCAGAGCAUCCCCCACAACGAUCCGAUCGGCGUGCUUGUCCGUGUCUACGUGGUCAGGGCAACAGAUCUCCAUCCUGCUGAUAUCAACGGGAAGGCCGAUCCAUACGUUGUCAUCAAGCUGGGCAAGUCGGAGGUCAAGGACAAAGAGAACUACAUCUCCAAACAGCUCAAUCCCGUGUUUGGCAAGUCGUUUGACAUCGAGGCCACGUUCCCCAUGGAGUCCAUGCUAACGGUGUCCGUGUACGACUGGGACCUGGUCGGCACUGACGACCUGAUCGGAGAGACAAAGAUCGACUUGGAGAAUCGUUUUUACAGCAAAUACAGAGCCACCUGUGGCAUUUCAUCCAACUACUCUGUCCAUGGAUACAAUGUUUGGCGUGACCCAUUGAAGCCCAGUCAGAUUUUGGCGAAGCUCUGCAAGGACGGCAAGAUCGACGGACCUCAUUACGGGCCCGGAGGCCGAAUUAAAGUGGCCAAUCGAGUAUUCCAGGGACCUACAGAGAUUGAGGAUGAAAAUGGUCUGAAGAAGCAGACGGAGGAGCAUUUGGCCCUGACGGUGCUGACCCACUGGGAGGAGAUCCCGAGGGUGGGCUGUAAGCUGGUCCCUGAACACGUGGAGACCAGACCCCUGCUGAACCCGGACAAACCCGGCAUCGAGCAGGGCCGCAUUGAGAUGUGGGUGGAUAUGUUUCCAAUGGACAUGCCGGCUCCGGGGCCUGCGAUUGACACGGCACCGCGGAAACCAAAGAGAUAUGAGCUCAGGGUGAUUAUUUGGAAUACAGACGAAGUAAUACUGGAGGACGAUGAUUACUUCACUGGGGAAAAGUCCAGUGACAUAUUUGUCAGGGGAUGGCUAAAAGGACAGCAGGAGGACAGGCAGGACACAGAUGUGCACUAUCACUCCCUCACUGGUGAGGGCAACUUCAACUGGCGCUUCGUCUUCCCCUUCGAUUAUCUCAUGGCUGAGGAGAAGAUCGUCAUCUCCAAGAAGGAGUCUAUGUUCUCCUGGGAUGAGACUGAAUAUAAGAUCCCUCCUCGCCUCACGCUGCAGGUCUGGGACGCCGACCACUUCUCCGCUGACGACUUCCUGGGUGCGAUUGAGCUGGACCUGAACCGGUUCCCUCGUGGGGCCAAGACGGCCAAGCAGUGCUCCCUCGCCAUGAUCCGGAACGAGCAGGAGCUGCCCACAAUCUCCAUCUUCAAACAAAAGAGGGUCAAGGGCUGGUGGCCCUUUGUGGCCCGCGAUGAGAACGAUGAGAUGGAGCUCACGGGUAAGGUUGAAGCUGAGCUUCACCUGGUGACUGCAGAGGAGGCGGAGAAAAGUCCUGUAGGGCUUGGACGAAAUGAGCCGGAUCCACUGGAGAAACCAAAUCGCCCGGACACUACCUUCCUGUGGUUCCUGAGCCCACUGAAAGCUAUCCGCUACCUGGUGUGCAACCGCUACAAGUGGCUGAUCAUCAAGAUGGUGCUGGCCCUGCUGCUGCUCAUCAUGCUGGGCCUCUUCCUCUACAGCAUGCCAGGCUACCUUGUCAAGAAGCUGCUCGGGGCCUGAGAGGCUGCUGGGAGGACAGGGAGGAGGAGGAGGAGGAGGAGG
Messenger RNA from Pungitius pungitius (ninespine stickleback), 6298 nucleotides. It is a transcript of the gene otofa, whose product is annotated as otoferlin a. Gene Ontology annotation, molecular function: calcium ion binding; AP-2 adaptor complex binding. NCBI's taxonomy places the organism in Eukaryota, Metazoa, Chordata, Actinopteri, Perciformes, Gasterosteidae. The record is from RefSeq and is a predicted model, not a curated record. The coding region runs from base 173 to 6256 and encodes 2027 amino acids. Gene Ontology annotation, cellular component: synaptic vesicle membrane; presynaptic active zone membrane. The transcript has 46 exons. Gene Ontology annotation, biological process: synaptic vesicle priming; plasma membrane organization.